UAGUUAAAAACAAUCAAAUAAAAUUACAAGCAAGAAAAAGCAGAUGGAUACAAGUGAAAUUCAGAAGAUCGUCGUGGAUGAGCGAGAUAGGGUUGAGAAAGGUUCAUCCGAAGAGUGUUUAUUUGAUAUGAUGGAAGACAAGAGGAACGACGAUCGACAAGAAGAGCCCAAGACUGUUGACACAAAUGACAAGGGAGCUAAAGACGAUGAGUCCGUAGCCAAUAUUCAGAAUCUUUUGCAAGCAAUGGAUCUGCGCAUUGACCAUUCAACAGAUGAAACUGACACAAGUGAGUCGGAAAGCGAUAAAGUCGUAAAGCAAGAGGUGUCGAACCUCUUCUCUGGCCAGCUUCCCAUUUCUAUGUGGGAUUCCAGUUCGGAAGAGAACGAACCCGAAGUACCCGAUGUCGAUAUUAAUUACGAUAACAUCUUCGAGGACGUGAGUAAGCUGACGGCUGUGGAGAAGCACCUCCAGCUGCUAUACAGACCAUUCAGCUGUGAACUUGAAAUGAUCUCUCGAUUCAAAAUCUACGAGCUGUGCAUCCUGAUCACUGGCUCCCGCUGCGACACGGACUGCUAUCCCUCGGUCACGGUUAAGACCGUCAAUCCCAUUGGCUUGGUCAAGAUAUAUGCGGGCGGCAAGGCGGUGUCCACCGCCCUAACCGCCGAGUCGGCUUACAUCUCCUUGUUCAAGGUGGUUCGGAUGGUUGAGGAGCUGGACUUCAAGUUGGACGCGAAGAAUCUCAGUCGGAACAUUGUCAACGCCUCCUUUUGCAUGCCCUUCGAGCUCGACCUGUACCUUCUGUGCGAGCAGCAUCGCACGAAGGUGACCCGCAACUGCCGCACUCGUCCCUUUAUCACUUACAACAAUGAGGGGGAAAACGUAGUUUUUGCCGUCUUUCCCACCGGAUUCGUUCUGGUCUUGCACUCGACCAAGCCCUCUGAAACCCGAGCCGCCAUUGCUGCCUUCCUUCCGAUCCUGGCCCAGUACAAGGACGGAUAUGCCACCCAGUCCAAGAAGAUGGGUCGGCUAUGCGGCGACAUUUCCUAUAAGCUGCUCUGGGAGCACAGACUCGAGGAGGACAAGGAAGGCCAGCUGCUCUACUCCUAGGACAUUUUACCAGUUUCCUGCUCCCCGAUCGUGGACGGGGUCUAGUUUGUUAUGUUUCAUUUCAG
Molecule: messenger RNA, 1173 nt
Organism: Drosophila guanche
Lineage: Eukaryota; Metazoa; Arthropoda; Insecta; Diptera; Drosophilidae
Gene: Trf4
Exons: 3
Coding region: 44-1108 (354 amino acids)
Biological process (GO): DNA-templated transcription initiation
Molecular function (GO): DNA binding; RNA polymerase II general transcription initiation factor activity
Source: RefSeq, a predicted model, not a curated record